Molecule: messenger RNA, 896 nt
Organism: Nomia melanderi (Alkali bee)
Lineage: Eukaryota; Metazoa; Arthropoda; Insecta; Hymenoptera; Halictidae
Product: ES1 protein homolog, mitochondrial
Source: RefSeq, a predicted model, not a curated record
AUGUUACGUAAUCGCAUUAUACAAUUACUACAAAAUGAUUAUCCUAUGUUGGCACCUUUUGUAUUGUCCAGUUUUAGUACCACCAAAGUAUUUAAAAGAAGAGAACGAGACAAAUCUUGUGAACCAAUCCCUGUAGCUGUUGUAUUAUGCAGUUGCGGCUACCUUGAUGGUACCGAAAUAUCAGAAGCUGUUUCAGCGACCAUACAUUUAUGCCAGAAAAACCUGAAGCCCGUGUUUUACGCGCCGGAUAUAGACAUUUGUGAAAUUAGUGAUCAUUUAACUAAAAAGGCAGAUAAAAAUGCGUCUUCUAGAAACGCUUUAGUUGAAGCAGCCCGUCUGGCUAGAUCAGACAUAAAACCGUUGUGCACAUGUGAAUCUUGCAAACAUGGCGCACUUGUUAUUCCUGGAGGAUUUGGUGCUGCAAAAACGCUGAGCAAUUUUGCUACAAAAGGUGCCGAUUGCACAGUACAUCCUGAGAUAGAGAAAGUUAUCGAAGAUUUCUCUUGUGAUAAGAAACCAAUUGGAGCAAUUUGUAUUUCAAGUGUUCUUGUAGCAAGAGUGCUACAAGGCGUUAAAAUUACACUUGGGAAAGAAUCACCACCAGAAGAGUGGCCACACGCGAAUGCUAUUGAACAAGCUAAAAAUAUGGGUGCCAAAGUGGAAAUGAAAGACGUAAAAGGCGUCACUAGAGAUAAAAAGCAUAAUGUCUUCAGUACUCCGGCUUGGAUGUACAAAUGUGCCACUUACGCAGACAUUCACAGUGGUAUUGGAAAUUUGAUCGCUAUGAUGAAAAAGCGUAUCGAUUAGAAUUUUUUAUGACGUAGUGGAUAGAAGUGUAUACGUUAAGUGUAUUUGUAACUGAGAAGUUUUGUACUGUAACGACUUGUAAUCAAGUA